This is a messenger RNA of Lachnellula hyalina, 1437 nucleotides long. RefSeq names its product Cell cycle serine/threonine-protein kinase (gene hsk1). The transcript has 2 exons. Gene Ontology annotation, cellular component: nucleus. Gene Ontology annotation, molecular function: protein serine/threonine kinase activity; ATP binding. NCBI's taxonomy places the organism in Eukaryota, Fungi, Ascomycota, Leotiomycetes, Helotiales, Lachnaceae. The coding region runs from base 1 to 1437 and encodes 478 amino acids. Gene Ontology annotation, biological process: mitotic DNA damage checkpoint signaling; protein phosphorylation. The record is from RefSeq and is a predicted model, not a curated record.
AUGACUGCAAUUCGUUCACGAAACGCGAAAAUAUCUUUCGAGAUCCACCACGACGAGCUGGAUAGGACCGAGUCUUUGGAUGGGGAGGACCAGGCUAUGGAGGAAUCACGAGACGAGAGGGGGGAUGUGCAGGAGGAAGAAUACGAAGAUAUCUCUGAUGAGGAAGAGGUCGCCGAUCCUGUGCUGCAGGAGGAUAUGCUCAAGUUUCAAGAGACAUUCAAGGGAAUAAGAGAACGUUUUCGAUUGAUUGGUCGCAUCGGAGAAGGCACAUUUUCAACUGUGUACAAGGCGGAGGAUCUUCUGUAUGAGCAGUAUCAUAAUGAAUGGGAUCUCGAAGAAAAGGAAAACUCCCAAUGGACAUCACCACCCUUGAGGAAGCGUAGAACGGGACUGCAGCAUGCAUUGGCGAAUAUCGACGAGUACGCUCAACAGAGGCGGCGGCCCAAAUACGUUGCUAUCAAGAAGAUCUAUGUCACGAGCAGUCCAUUGCGAAUUCUCAAUGAGAUUGAGCUACUCAGCAAGCUUCAGGGCUGCGAUUCCGUGUGCCCUCUAAUCACAGCAUUUCGGCAUACGGACCAGGUCGUUGCGGUCUUGCCUUAUUUCAAACAUACUGAUUUCCGGGAUUACUUCAGGAUGAUGACGGUGCCAGACAUGCAAAUAUACUUUAGGUCACUCUUUACGGCGCUGAACGCAACUCACGAGGAAGGAAUUCUACACCGAGACAUCAAGCCUACCAACUUUUUGUACGAUCCAGCCAAAAAGCGCGGUGUGUUGGUUGACUUUGGCUUGGCUGAGAAGGAAGGGUCAGACUACAAGCCAUGUCUUUGCGAAGGAGGAUCUUCAAGGCAUGACGAGCGACGACGCCGUCUCCAUAAUAGUGUUGCGGUUGGAAUGGGACCUUCAAACGGUUAUCCCAAGAACGAUUCCCGGCCCUCUCGACGCGCAAACCGUGCUGGUACGCGUGGGUUCCGAGCACCAGAAGUAUUAUUCAAGUGCACAGCUCAGACCACCAAGAUCGACAUAUGGUCAGCUGGCGUUAUGCUCCUGACUAUCUUGUCCCGGCGGUUCCCCUUUUUCAACUCAGCUGAUGAUGUCGAGGCUAUGAUUGAGAUAGCUACGAUCUUUGGCAUGAAGAAAAUGAAGCAAUGCGCGUACCUUCACGGUACUAUGUUCGAGAGCACUAUUCCGACUAUCAGCGAGAAAGGCUUCAGUAUUGAGAAGAUUAUCUUAUGGUCAACGUGCAGGAACGACGGCGGGAAAGAUGGAGGCGAGAUUCCCUUGACGGAUGAAGAAAAGCUGGCUGUGCGAUUCCUUGAGCGCUGCUUUGAACUUGACCCGAACAAGCGCAUCAGUGCUGCGGAGGCGCUGGAGCACGAUUUCUUGAGGGAGACGGUUUACUCUGAUGACGACGACGAAAUGCAUAUGGUGGGAGCUUGA